GUCAACCGAGUCUUGAACAGUGUGUUACGAAUUGGUGAACGUUUAGUAACGCCGACCGACGCUCGAUCGUACGGAUCUAGAUAUUUUUCUCCGGCUAAAAGGAAAAGAAGAAGAAUAAUGAAUCACUUGUGCUGCAUUGGUAUUACCCUAGCAGCGAGGAUCAUUGCAGCAUUGGGACUGUCAACAUCGAUUCUCAUGAUAAAUGUCUUGGUGAGUGAAUUCGUUUCGAGAGGCGACGAACAGGAAUUCUUCGAGGCAAUUGAAACGUGGGCUCUGCUGGGUCUCCAUUGGACGGAGUUCGUCAAGAAUGCUCAAAUACCAAAACAAGCCCAGAUGAUUCUCAUUUGCUUCCUGGGAUACUCGUUCCUAUUUCUCAUUUCCAGUACUUUACUGGCACUUGGAACUCUAUACAGAAAACCCAAAUGUACUCUUCCGUGGCUCUAUCUACAGAUGAUUAGUAUUGUUGAUCAAACAGUGGCAUUGACUCUUCACCUUGUCCGUCCUCCUCCUCGUCACAGUACUGACAAAUUCCAGUGGUACAUACCUGUAUCCAGUAUUUAUUUACUCAUUACAGUAUACUUUUGGAUAAUUGUGUUUGCUGCCCGUGAAGACUGGAUUAUUCGCCCACGACGUAAUUCCACUUUUAUUUAUUACGAAACAUCCGAAGAAACCCCCUCAAGGGACUCAAAUUUGCCAAAGACCCCAUCAUUCGUCGCCCAAAAUCUCAAUAGUUACGAGCACGAACCACACAUACCGCCCAUACCACCAAAGUGUGACGUAGCAUAAUUAUUCAUUCACACUAGAGUAUUGUUUUGAAUUUUCAAGGCUCGUGCCCUGUUCUGCGCUCUCUAUUCCCAGUAUUUUAUAAUUGUCCUCUCGAUUGUAUCGCAGCGAAUCGGCCAAUCGAGUUUUAUUUAUUCCCCUUUCCCAUAUUGAAUAAUGAUUUUCCAGUGACUGUUGUAAUGUACGUGCAUUGUCGACCAAAUAAAAUAUGAUGACAAGUGAAAUAUCUUGACU
Diachasma alloeum is the source of this 1017-nucleotide messenger RNA. RefSeq lists its product as uncharacterized. The transcript is spliced from 5 exons. The coding region runs from base 118 to 786 and encodes 222 amino acids. The record is from RefSeq and is a predicted model, not a curated record. NCBI's taxonomy places the organism in Eukaryota, Metazoa, Arthropoda, Insecta, Hymenoptera, Braconidae.